GCCUUGUCCGCGCACAUGACACAUCGCCUCGUCAGUGUCGCAGCAGCAGGGUCAAGCCGAAGCGCUACCCAUGGGUCGCCUCACCUCCCCCGCCGCCGCCGGAACUCAAGCCGGCGAGGCGGAAGCGGAGCGGCCGGGAUCCCGCCGAAGCUGCGGAACGGCAAGUGGGCGGGGCAUCUGGUUCAACGGCGGAUCUCGCCACGGGGAAGCCGAACCUCGCCGCUGGGUUGGGAGAUAAACAUCCUUUUCCGGCGAUGCGGAAGCGGUGCGACCAGAUCCUGGCGACGCUGCGGGAAGGACAAGCGGAGCAUCUGGUUCAACGCCCCCGUGGAGGUCGACCGCCUCGGGCUCCACGACUACCACACCGUCAUCAAGUGGGAGAUUACCCUGGAGGAGAAGAACUUGCUGAGGGUUGGGUUGGAGAGCUUGCCAGAGAAGAAGAUGCAUAAUGUGCUGCAGAUUGUGCGGAAGAGGAACGGCAAUCCUGAGCUGGUUGGGGGUGAGAUCGAGCUGGAUAUUGAUGAGAUGGAUGUCGAGACACAGUGGGAGCUUGAUCGAUUCGUCAACAACUUCAAGAAGGCGCUCAACAAGAGUCGACGGGCUGCCAUUGUUAAUGGUGAAAAUGCCGAUGUCAUUGAUGCUUCCGUGGCUAAUGAUAGUUAUGUGCUGGUGAAUGGCAGUACCGCUACGAUGGUGGACAACGGUGACGUGGCAAUGGCAAUAGAGAGCAAGGAUCCUGACAAGAUCACUACACAGGCCGAGCAGUUGGAUGAGUAUGUAGAUAUCGGGGAUGAAAUGCCAACAGCAACUUACCAAUCAGUGGAGAUUGAGAAGGAUACUGAGGUCGCGAGCGAUUCGGGGAGCUCAAAGGACAGCGUCUCAGAAUUUGGCAAUGCCCUUUCUCUGGUGUAAGGUGGCCAAUCUAACAGUAGGAUACGAGUAGGUGGAUGGUAAAUUUCCUUGUGUGAUUGGUGCUGUGGAUACACCAAAGUGUUGGUGUUUUGUAAGUUGAUUAAGGGUGUGUUUUUCCACGCCAAAAUUGGAAGUUUGAAGAAAUUGGAACGAUAUGACGGAAAAGUUGGAAGUUUACGUGUGUAGAAAAGUUCGAUGUGACGAAAAAGUUGAAAGUUUGAAGAAAAAAGUUGAAAUCUAAACAAGGCCUAAGAGGAGUCGGUAUCUGCUUGGAUUUAGUCAAGAUAGUUUGUAGUGAGUGAACUGGCUUUGUGGGUGUUCUGAUAGUGCAGGUGUCCUUUGUACAUAUAAGUGAAAAGUGGAGAUUACGGUAGCCAUUUACUGACUGGUAGUUCACCAGGCUUUCU
Messenger RNA from Oryza sativa Japonica Group (Japanese rice), 1319 nucleotides. NCBI's taxonomy places the organism in Eukaryota, Viridiplantae, Streptophyta, Magnoliopsida, Poales, Poaceae. The record is from RefSeq and is a predicted model, not a curated record.